GUCAGGUUUUGCGCUAGUAGGCACACAUUUGGAUCUAGUUGUUACUUCCGUAGCUUCACAAAGCUCAUCUAUCGGUCGUAUCCAAAUGUCUUUAGAUGUGCUUUUAAAAUGUGAUUUUUCGGAGGCAGAAUUACCUUCUGAUUGGAUACAAAACGUUCUGUUUUCUAUUCCAUCUGACGUAAAGAUUAUUAUCAUCGGGUUGCACACUAGGAUGCUUGUCUUUGGAGAAUUAUCUCGGAACACUGAAGAGUUUACCCUACUUGGUGAAUUAAAGUUUCAAAGUUACAUCAAAGCGAUUAGUUGUUUAUAUUUUUCUUCUUUCAGAAAUAGCAAUGAUGCUAGAUGUGGACCGAAUGUUUAUGUUGUUGGACUUGAGAAUGGCGAACUAUUAUUUCUACACGAGAAUAAUAAAAUUCUUUUGUGCAUCAAGACUGGAUUUGAUUCCGUUAGAUCUAUCCAUUUAACUUCAUGUGGCGAAAAUUUAUGUGUUUUAUAUAAAACGACAAUCAUUUACUUUAAUCUUGACGAUGUGGAAGGUGUUUUAUCAAAUAGCUUUACGUACUUGUCAGAUUGUUCUCUCCAGUCUUAUGGAAACACUACUUUUCAGUACACAAUGACUAUUCGUUAUCGAUUGUUGACAAUUCCAACUGAUGGUGAAAGCAGAUAUUUUUCUUGUUUGUCGAAAUAUCAGGUGGGGAUUUUCGAUUCAUUGGUUCGUAAAUUCGCUUUUGAAUCACAAUUGCGAGAUGAUAAGAUGUGUAUUUCACCCAUUCAGACUAGGUGGAUAACAGCUGGAUCUAAUCCUUUCAUCAGCUUCAGUUUUUUAAAUGAGAAUGCAGACCCUGAAGUCUCUCAUUUUGCAUCUUUUGUCUAUCAAGAAGCUAAGCGUGCCAUGUUCGGGAUCAAAAAAUACUCUAGUAAUGAUCCAGAAUCGUUAGUUGUAACAUGGUCACAACAGAAAGAUAGCUUCAUGUAUCCCACUACUGUGUGUAAUUCUCUUUCCAAGAUCCCUUUGAGUUUGUCUCAUGGGCUGGCUGACAGUCGUCGCCAUAUAUUAUCUUCCGGUGUUGCUAUUUCACCUGACCAUCACUGGUUAGCUAUUCCCGAUAGCCUUGGAAGAGUCCUUCUCGUGGAUGCUUGUAGAGAGCGUGUUGUACGUAUGUGGAAGGGUUACAGAGAUGCUGAAGUUGCUUUUCUUGAAGUAUGUGACUCUGAAACUCCAUACAUUGGCUAUCGUAAUAAACCAAAUAAUUCUGUUAGAAAGACACUUUGUCUAUUAAUUCAUGCGCCACAUCUUCAUUCAUUGGAACUUUGGUGUCUAAUUCACGGACCACGCAUUGUUUCAUGGGAUGUUGUAGAACCAGUUCGCCUCAUUCAAACUGAGCGUCAAAAUUACAUGAAUACUACUAGAUCAAAUGAAUUCAAUUUGAAUUACUACCAAGCGGUUUUACUCGACUCAUCUGGAUCCAUUUACACAAUUGACCUAAAUGCAGGCCUUUGUUUAUCAGAUACUAAUACAGAGGCAGCUGUAGACUAUCAAGAAUAUAAAAUUCUUCAGAAAUUCUAUAAAACCUUGGAACAAUGUAGUAAUAACUCAAUAUCAGGUCUGCACUGUUCCGAUGUAACCGAUCUGUUGGUCGAAUUUCGGACAACUCAGUGGUUUCAAAGAGCAAUUAAUUAUUUACUAAACUAUCCAGAUCUUAAUCCUCAAAUGAUUUUGAAUAUAGUAACACUGUAUACACAGUUAAUGGAAAAAGACAAUAACACUAAUACUCAGGUGAAUAACAUAAAUGUUAAAAUUUGUUCAAAUGUUAAGGAUUUAGUCAAUUUCUAUCUUAACUUUUAUUCAUUAUAUGAUGAUACUAACGAAGUCAAGAAGUUGGAAUUCACCAAAACAUCACAUAGGAUAUGCGUAGAGUUUAUAGCUGAUCUUCUAUGUUGUGACCUUGAAGAUGCUGAGCACUGUUUACAGUUAUAUGAUGUUUGUGGUUCGAUUCUACCUAGUAGUUCCAGUUCUGUUGGGAAACCACUUUCUAUACAAAUGUUUCUUAACUCAUUCCGAUAUGCGUUCAUUUCAAAUAAUGAAAGUGAAAAUGAAUCCCAAGAUUCACCAGAGCAUAAUACUAAAUAUGUAAAACAGUUUCACCUACCAAUAAUUCGUUCAGAUAAUUGUCGUAAAACAUUAACAGAUAUUGGGUCAUUUAUUUUUAGACCUUAUAUGAAUGGUUUGCAAAAUUUCAAUUCUUUCCAAACAAUUAUUGAAUUAUCUGAUUUGGAUCCCAAAUUACUCCUGUUCUCUUUCACCUUGUUCAUGUUGAAUGAAGAUAACUACUUAAAUUUACCAAUUUUAAUUGAUCGAAUACAUCACAUGUAUUGUUAUAUAAUUUAUCGAAUUCUAGUCGAAUUAUUAUCGUUACUACCAGAGGCAGUAAAAGAAGACAGAAAUAAUGAUGGUGAAGAAAACAAAGGAAAAUGCAUAAGUGGAAAUGUAAAAAAUCAAACAAAUUUUCUUGACUUUCUUGAUAUAAAAUAUACUAAAUCAAAACAGCUUUAUUCAAUGUUGUUCGAGUUAACAUUUAAACAAAUAUACAGUUACUGUUUGGAUAGUUAUCAUUUAUCAUCUGCUUAUUUAAUUGUAUUAGUAAUACGUUGUAUACUCUUUCAAAUAUGGCAAACAUUUGAAUCGGAAGAAAAUAUUUUAAAAGUUUUAUAUGAUUAUACACAACGCCCAGAAUUCACAAUACACACUUCUUCUGAAAAUUUCAGUGAAAUUGGUAGUGAUUCUGCUAGCCAAGAACUUCAUCUUAACAAAAAUACAGUUGAUACUGAACUUCAUUCUCUAAGCAUGUCUUCAAAAUUGUUCAACUGUUUGACGUCAAAUUUACAACAUCUUGUAGAUAAAUGGCAUCAAACUUGCGCUCAACUAGAAGAUAUAUUAACUGUUGGACUUAUUCUGUUAUGUCCGAUGAAUCUAAAGAAAGAGUUCCAAGAUUCUCAUCAUUCUUAUCCAUAUACGUUUUAUUUUAAUUUGAGAUAUGUUUUAACUCAUGGUCGUUCCUAUUUAACUGGUGUAUUUUCAUCCUGGAUUGUAAAAAACAGCAUUACACCUGAACAAGUUUUGAGUUUCUAUCAACGGAUCUGUGCAAAAACAUUACCAGUUGAAGAUGAGAACGCAAACGAUUUGAUCACUUGUGAUCCAGCGCAUAUUAGACAAGUCAUUUUCUCACUAGCCUAUAAACGUCUUCCUUUCACAUUGGAGUUAGAUACUAUUCUAUCAACCGUUUGUUGGAUUCAUUUUCAAUGUUGGCUUAAUAACCUAGAACAUAUAAAUCAUUUGAUCUCAUGCAUUGAAUUUAUCAGUCGAUUUAGUUCAGCUGGUACAAUGAUUGCACAGGGCUUAGGAACAAUGAUAUGGAAUAAAGGUCUCAUAAAUUGGAUUAAACCGAUUUUGGCUAUUGGAAGAGGUGAUAAAACACUUGAUAAAUAUCGGGAUUCUUUUCCACAUAUAUUGGAUGUAGCCCUAUGUUUAAUUGAUUUCUUUCGAAUAUAUUCUAAUGCCUGCCAACGUGCUGAAGUAGUACCAGUCUUUUCAGUAGAAACUGAAUGGAGUGAUUUCGACACUUGUAUUAAUGACAAAUCUCUUCAGUUCAAUGACAAAGCAUUUGAGGACGAAUUAUUUUUAGAUUUAGAUGCUCAGUCUCCAAUUUUUGAUGACAACGCUGCAAAUAGUAUGUUUACUGAGGUUUCAACUGGUGAUUCAUGCAGAAAACUUUUAGUUCAAGAUGCUGUCAAUCAACCUGUUCCUAAUAUGCUGUCGAUAAUUUCGUGGGAACAACUUAUUAUUGUUGCAUCAUCUUUCAUCAUAUUUGGUCGACCUGAAAAAUUUGACAAGUCGUCUAAUCGACAAACAACCGAUUUGAAAUUCUAUUCACCAAUUGACUUUUUCCCAUCACAAGACUUACAUAUGUUAAUGUCACCUGAUAAUCCAAACUGGGUCAGCAUAGGUGUUGGAAACAAUGUUGAUGAUGAUUUAGUAAUAAGGCGACGCUUUUUCCUCUAUUGGUUAAUUGAAAAAUGUGUUGCAUGUCUUUCAUUGUUACCUAAUUCACAGCGUUGUACUACACCAUUAUUUACAUCAAAUGAAGAUAUAAUCCGCUCAGUUAAUCAUCAAUCUGAAUGCACUUUUGGAGCUGUAGAUAUUUAUCGUCGAUUUAGUUCUGCUGCUUUUACUUUGGCUAACCAUUGGGGUUUUCCAAAAGAUACUGUAGUUAUACAACAUAUAGUAUCCUUAUUUGAAGCUAAUCUAGAUGAUCAAGCUCAGCUUUUUUUAUCCAAAGUUCAAGAACCUAGUAAUUUAGCUGUCCGAUUAUUAUUCAUUGUUGGACGUCGUGUAGCUGAUCGAUGUUAUGGUCCAGGACAUAAUAAUAUAAAACAACGAUUACGUUUACGCGUAUUCAUCCCACUGACAAUUGAAGCAUGGCUUCGUGGUCUAUUACCACCGAUUUCUAGUUUACCUGAUAGUCAACAAAUUAUUGAUCAUGAUCCUCAAUUCACUUCAUCUACAACAGAUGUGAAAACCUUGACAUUUCUUAUUGACUAUGUAAUACAACAUCUACCACAAUAUGCAAGUCAAUGGCCUAUAGCUGAAGAACUUAGAGAUAUUAUUCAAGCUAUUGUACAGUUAGAUACAGAAUAAUAUUCCUUUUACUUUUUUUAAUCACGUAUGCAAGAAUCUCUUCAACAACAAAUAACUUAUUUUCCUUUUAUUAAAUGAUAGAUAAUAAACGUCUAUCUUUGAUUAUAAAACAUGAGUUAACGUGAUACAUUGUUUUUCUUACUCAAUAGGGUACAUUGGGUACAGUAAACGAAAGUUUUGUGCUCUUAAAAUCACAAAAUAAAUACUGUUCAUUUGACGUGAUAAACGAAAAUGAAACAUUUUUUUGGUUAUAUUGUUCAACUCUAUUAUAGUAUCUAAUAUGUUUGGUCAUCACCAUCACCAAGACACUUGCAACGUAGAAUUAUGGUACUUGCGUACAUCGGUUCAAGUUUCUAUACCCCAAUAACACAGCGAGAUGAAAUUGUCACGGUGAAUCCCAGAGUAGUAAAGGUAAUAACAGCAGAUAUCAAACAUACGACUUGAGAAAAAUAUGGAUUAGUGAAAUGGAAAAUUAUUAAUUUAAAAACUUCGAAUCUGAGGAAUGAUAAAGAGUAGAUGCACCUACGCCAUCGCAAAUGAUUUCGAGCCAUGUCACUCAAAGUCCUUAACCAUUGGUUACUAUAAUCGCGCGGACCCCAACCAGGUAGCCUACACCUAUUAAAAUAGCUCAGUCCAAUUUUCAUUGGCGGGUGCUAUGUAUUGGUUUCUUCCCCCCCCUAGCUUUCGUCUUCCAGCUUAUUCCUAUACCGCACAACAUCUCCAUCGAGGCAAUAAGUGCUUUGCAUUUAGUUUUGAUCCAUAUCUUGUGGAUUUUUCAGAUGUCAAAUUUGGGUGAAUUAGUUUCCCCAUAGAGAUAUUAAUGUGGUCGACUAAAGGAAGAUGACUGAUGUCCUAUCCCAAUUUAAUUUUCUUGAGGCCCCCUCCUGAUAUCGAGAGGAGUGGUAGCUGAGAAUCUACAACAGAGAUUGAAUGGCAAAAGUUGAUAAGCGUAAACAACUUAUCCUUUUUGUCAAAGGCUCUGCAUAUGCGGUGGUUCCACCAUAUGCGAACAAUAAAGUUUCCGAAUUCCAUAUGGCUUGAAAAAAUGUAUCUUAGUUUCAUGAAAUAACUCAAGAUCUACAGAACUUAUGUCAUCGUUAUUUUAUUUACCACCGUCCAUGACUUUAUUUAGUGAAAAAGUAAUUGUCAAUGACCAUCUACAACAGACAAAUUUUACGAUGCAACCAUACAAGUGAAAUCUGGUUAGCAUGUUUUCAAAUGAAUCAUGUUACCAUAGAGUUCCAGCACUUAUUUCAAUUUUUCCUCAUGUUAACUUUUAAAACAAAGCAUUUCUCUCAAAAUGUUUGCUUAAUUUUCAUUAACCUUCAUUAUCCACAAAUAUCGUUACAAAUUACUAUUUGUUGUCAUUCAUUCUAUUUUUGUCCUCAUACAGAAAUAUCCCCUUAAUUGAUUAUUGACUCUAUAAAUUAUUCUAUUUAUUAACUAUGCACAAAGAUACAUCUAAUUCUUUAUAUUUAACUAUUCUAUAUUCAUUGGGUGUUAUUUCCUGAGACCAAUUAAAACAAUGUGUAAAUCUUAGAAAAGUUUUCAAUAAAAAUAAUAUCCAUGUAUGAUUAUGAUUUAAUUUUUGUUUAAAAAAAAUACUUGUACAUACGUAGUUUAGUGUUUAUAAACGAGAAUGAUACACUUUCAAAUGAUGAUGUAAUUGCAAAAGUUUACAACAAAAAAACCCAAACGACUAUCAGAAUAAAAUUGAACAGCCGAAGUAAUAUAUUACUAAAUUAUUAUUAUAACAGGAUUACAGUGAUCAAAAAACAAACUAAUAUGUAAACUAUCUUACAUUAUUUCAAGUUAAUCACAGUAGAAAGACUACAAAAAAAGAAAAUAAAAACACCAACUAACAAACGUAUCCAAUGCUCAACACGAUAAUCUAUCUAUUAAUGAUAAUGUAUGGUAUGAUUUGUGCUUACAAAAAAAAACAGAUUGUGAAUGAAACUGAAACCAUAAACAAUUUGACACUGUACAAGGAGAAACUAAACGAACCAUUUUGCCUACUACUGCUAUUAUAAUGAAAUCAUAUGAAAGUGGCUAAUAAAGAUUAAGUACACAUUGAUGGUGAGGAGUGUUCGGAAAGAAAGAAAAAAAAACGACUAUUUGAACAAAAAGAAAUUAUCACUUUUAGUUAUUAUUAUCAUCAUCAUGAUUAUUAUUUAUUGGUCUGAUAGACAUUAAACGUCGAAUCUCAGCAACGGCAGAACAAAAUUGACACCAGAUAUAUUGUAAUUCACCAUUUAGAUUAUCACCAGCAAAAUUGUUUAUAAAUUCAAUAUUGCUCAGUAAUCGAGGAGGAUUUGCCUAAAAAAAUAUAAUGAAGAAUUGGCAAGCGAAAAUAAAUUCUGUAUUACUAAUCUAUCAACGAAAAUUGAUGAACUCAUAUUGAAAAGUAUCAUGUGUAGUGUCACUUGUUAGUUAACACAACAUCAUUUGACUGGUAUUGCUUUUCGCAUUUAUGGUAAGGCAUAUGGAUUGGUGGAAAGUCAUGAUGAAGACCCUAUUGGAAAGAAAUACUGCUCCGUUAUAGUUACCUUUCGUUCUAAAACAAAGCAGCGUGCAGCUAUAAUAAAAAUUUAUAUGAAGUCGAAAACUAUGUACAACUUAAAUUAUGUUAAUACAUAUGUUUUGUAGUUUAUAACAAGAACUGAUCUUAGUUGGAUAAUCAUAGAGAACUAAGAGGAAUCGAGCAGCUGUUUUGUUCUAAUAUGGGACUUUACAACAGUGCACAAUCACGACCUCAUCGGAGAUCGAAACCAGGACCUUCAAAUCUCGGGACGAGUAAUCCAUAUUUCCUAACGUCUGAAGUUCAGUCAUUUAUUUUAUGAUUGCUCUACUUAAAUUACUAUUUAUUGUCUGCUAUACACUUAAAAUUCUAAAAAAAUUUAAGUUAAAUAACUUUUCAUCAUUAGAUAAAUUAAAUACCUAAUACCGAAGAAAGUGCUUCGUUUUUAUUCACGCUACUAGCUAUAUAAGACAAAUCUCAUCAAAAGUUAUUUGUCACAGUAUACGGAAACACAGAGCAUUCGUA
Messenger RNA from Schistosoma rodhaini, 7739 nucleotides. The record is from the annotation of a GenBank genome assembly. NCBI's taxonomy places the organism in Eukaryota, Metazoa, Platyhelminthes, Trematoda, Strigeidida, Schistosomatidae.